UACGGUCUCUCUAGUUUAGAAAGUCUUUCGUGACAUUACAAAUAUUUGGCAGAAGCAAAGUUUAUUUGUCUUAUUAAUAAUGGAAAGUCUUACUGCAAGCAACAAACCUUUGGUGCAGCAAAGUGUGGUAAAAGUGGAAGGCGAGGAGGCGAAGGAUGCAAUGAUCACCAAUCCGUCCGCCAAAGAAGAUGCACCCUUGGUGCAGCAAAAUGUGGUAGAAGUGGAAGGCGAGGAGGCGAAGGAUGCAUUGAUCACCAAUCCGUCCGCCAAAGAAGAUGCACCCGCUGUAGUUGUUCCGCUCUCCGAUGAUUCUAAUAAAACUUCUGCAAUGGAUGAGAAUAACAAUAGCCCUGAGGAGCAAACUAUGAAAGACCUAAUAGUUCUAGAAACUGCUUCUUCUGAGCCAAUAGAUAAUGCCGUCUCGAGUUCUGAUAUAUCCACAGAACCAGAGGCUGCCAGUGAUACAUCCGUCGUGGCUUUGGAUGUCCAAGUAAAAGUGGGUGAAGAGGAUUCGUACCUCAAGAUCACUGAUGAGGAUUCGCAGUUGGAUUCCUCUGAGAACGUUUCCAUGAAAACCAGCAACCGUAAGAAGAAAAGGAGCAAGAACAACAUUUCGAAACGCCAUCGCUUUGAAAGCCAGUUGCUCAAAGUCCUGAUCCCCAAGGAUGCCCUUAUGAUUCUUAAUGAGUUAAAGGGCGUGAAAAUCGACAUGAUGAACCCAAAACGGGACCACCAGGGACAGAUUGUGGCUCACAUUGUGGUUAACUCAAUUGAAUACUUUGCGACGGGCUCUUCAGUAAACUCAGCAAGGAUUGCCGCCGGCGAGAAGGCACUGCAGGACAUCUUUAUGGCCAAAAUGAAGGCUCAAUUGGCCAAGCCAGAAGGAAAAUCGGGUAGCGAUGCGGAUGAUCUACUUGUAAAGCUGCCCUCUUAUGCCAUACACAAACUAUUAGAGCAAUGGAAAGGGGAAGAUAUUGAUGUUGCAGCUCUGUAUAAUGAAAUGCAGACUAGGCUGCAGCUUGCCAUCGAACCAAAAACUUUGUUAUCAGCCAAGGAGUUGCCCAAAUCAUGGAAGCAUUUGCAUCCUUGCGUGGUUCUCAACCGUAUGCGCCCCAAGUGCGUCUACAACUUCUUGGGUUCCACUGGCGAAGCACCGAAUCAAACCUUCAGCAUGGGCAUCUCUGUGGACGACUGCGAGUUUGAGGCUAAUGGGAAGUCCAAGAAAAGUGCACGCGCCAAACUAGCUGCCUUAGUUUGUAACAACCUGUUUGGAACCGACUUUUCUGAACCAUAAACGUCUUCAUAUGUUCAAAAACUUUAUACGAAAUACCUGUAUCAGCUGUCUCAGCAAAUUGUUAAAGGAACUGGUAUCUUAAAUAAAACUUGAACCAUCUUAAA
Messenger RNA from Drosophila yakuba, 1398 nucleotides. RefSeq names its product double-stranded RNA-specific editase 1 (gene blanks). Lineage: Eukaryota; Metazoa; Arthropoda; Insecta; Diptera; Drosophilidae. Bases 80 to 1294 code for a protein of 404 amino acids. The record is from RefSeq and is a predicted model, not a curated record. The transcript is spliced from 2 exons.